CUUAAUAAGUUGAGUUCCAAGAAAGCGGCCGUUCACUUCAAGAAUAGGGCUUCUUGUAGUUUUCUUUGAUUUUUAUCGGGUGUUCAGUCUACCACAAAUGAAAAAGCCUAUCGAAAAUCAUGCAUUGAAUGCCAAUCAAUCCCAUCAGACUUUUUGUUGGAAAAACCAAGGCCAAGUCUAUUCAAGUCUCUAUAUUGAUUUUCGCGAGCAGAGCAGAAUGGAAUGGAAAUUCCAAUGAUUGUUAUAGAAUUAGAAUGGCGAUUCCUCACAAUCGCUCCUUGUGAUGCUGCGGAACCAUGGCAAUUAGGAUCUCAAGACGCAGCAACACCUAUUAUGCAAGGAAUCAUUGACUUACAUCACGAUAUCUUUUUCUUCCUCAUUCUGAUUUUGGUUUUCGUAUCACGGAUGCUGGUUCGCGCUUUAUGGCAUUUCCACGAGAAAACUAAUCCAAUCCCGCUAAGGAUUGUUCAUGGAACUACUAUCGAGAUUAUUCGGACUAUAUUUCCAAGUAUCAUCCCGAUGUUCAUUGCUAUACCAUCGUUUGCUCUGUUAUACUCAAUGGACGAGGUAGUAGUAGAUCCAGCCAUUACUAUCAAAGCUAUUGGACAUCAAUGGUAUCGAUUUGGGGGGAGGCGGGCGUCGACCCAACCUUAUGAGUAUUCGGACUAUAACAGUUCCGAUGAACAGUCACUCACUUUUGACAGUUAUACGAUUCCAGAAGAUGAUCCAGAAUUGGGUCAAUCACGUUUAUUAGAAGUGGACAAUAGAGUGGUUGUACCAGCCAAAACUCAUCUACGUAUGAUUGUAACACCUGCUGAUGUACUUCAUAGUUGGGCUGUACCUUCCUCAGGUGUCAAAUGUGAUGCUGUACCUGGUCGUUCAAAUCAGACCUCAAUUUUGGUACAACGAGAAGGAGUUUACUAUGGUCAGUGCAGUGAGAUUCGUGGAACUAAUCAUGCCUUUACGCCUAUCGUCGUAGAAGCUGUUCCUUUGAAAGAUUAUGGUUCUCAGGUAUCCAAUCAAUUAAUCCUCCAAACCAACUAA
Dioscorea cayenensis subsp. rotundata (Guinea yam) is the source of this 1044-nucleotide messenger RNA. RefSeq names its product cytochrome c oxidase subunit 2. Gene Ontology annotation, cellular component: membrane. NCBI's taxonomy places the organism in Eukaryota, Viridiplantae, Streptophyta, Magnoliopsida, Dioscoreales, Dioscoreaceae. The record is from RefSeq and is a predicted model, not a curated record. Gene Ontology annotation, molecular function: copper ion binding; cytochrome-c oxidase activity. The transcript is spliced from 3 exons. Bases 223 to 1044 code for a protein of 273 amino acids. Gene Ontology annotation, biological process: ATP synthesis coupled electron transport.